Messenger RNA from Cokeromyces recurvatus, 1654 nucleotides. RefSeq lists its product as uncharacterized. Lineage: Eukaryota; Fungi; Mucoromycota; Mucoromycetes; Mucorales; Mucoraceae. The transcript has a single exon. Bases 81 to 1568 code for a protein of 495 amino acids. The record is from RefSeq and is a predicted model, not a curated record.
UUUUUUUUCCUCACUCUUUCUCUCUCUCUCUCUUUUUUUUUUUCUUUUUCUUUCCAUACAUUUAUUUACACAUAAAAAUUAUGGACCCUAAUUUAACAGGAACUCCAUCAUCACUUAUAAAAGAAGAUCCUAUUUACUAUGAUGCAUGCCGUACAGGCUGCAGUUUGGUUCAAACUACAGGAGAGUACUUCUCCGCUAUUAAUGAACUUAAAGAAACCAUGGAACGUGAACGCGUAACUAGUAGCAUCAAUACUUGUCUUCAAAACAUUGUUAUUCUUUAUGAACGCAUUGUUGCAUCCGCUCAGAUGAUUAAUUCAUCUUACCCCUACAUCCAAAACAAAGAAAACCGAUUUGCCUUAGUAGCUGCUGCACAAUCAUCCACAUCAGCAGCUCUUAAUGCCCUCAUCAGUCUUGAAGAGUCUCUCAAUAAACUCAAUCCUUCUGCAAACACUAAACGUAAUCAAGAAUUCAAAAAAAUAAAAAAUGAUAUACUUGCACUGAUUAAUGUGGGCGAUGUUGACUUUUCGCAUGCCAUUAAACGUAUGGAUCCCACUGAAACCUCACUUAUGAACAAUAACGCUGACACAACUUGCCUCAAAUUAGUUUUGAAAAAGAAGAUACAAGAGAAUGAAGAUCUGCGGCAAAUGCUUGAAGGCCAAAUAUUUGUUUUUGAAAGAGAAAGAGAUGAAUUUCGGAGGGAAAAAAAUGAGCUUGAGAGGGAAAGGAGCGAGAUCAAGAAGCAGCGUUUUGAGGAACCAAUGGUUAAAAGCCUUGAACAACAAAUUAAAUUGUUGAACGAGGAUAAGACGCAAUUAGGUGCCCGUAUCCAUGAGUUUGAAGAGUUGCGACGUCACUAUAGGACCCGCCAAAUAAUCACAUUAUCAGCAGCGCAAUUUUUACAAACUUUUGAAAAUACAGUUAACCAUUAUGCAAAACUUUAUAAAGGAUAUACAUUUGAGACGGUUUGGAGGAAUAUGUUGGUUUAUGCCGCGCCUCAAAACCGUCAACAAUGGAUCCAAGAAAAUAUCGUGGCGAAAAGAUUAUCAUGGGAUAAGGCAAAGGAAUUAUAUAUGAAUACAUUUCCUGAGCCUACCCAUACGCUUGUCGCCAUGACUUCUCCUUCUUUGCCUACUUCUUCCUCUCCUGCUUCUACUUCUACUUCUGCUUCUACUCCUGCUCCUAUUCCUAUUCGUACCAAUACCAACUUCAAAGUUGACCAAAAAAGCCUGUUGACAAAACGUGAACAGCGCGUGGCCAACUUUGCAGAGAAAUUAUUUUCCGCUAAAAUGGUGUAUCAAGAAAAUAUUUCCAAGUAUAAUAAAAAAUUCAUCGAUGCCUGCAAGUUGGCUAAGAUGGAUUUAAGCGAUGAAAUGUUGAUGAAGAGAUACAAGAAGUCUUUGCUGCCAGAAUAUAGUGCAGCAUUAGAAAGGUAUAUUCAACAAAAUAAUCCGAUCAUUACGGAUAUAACUGAUAUGACAACCUUAGCCGAAAUUGCAAAUAAUUCAUAUAAUAAUAAUAAGAGGAAAAGAAUUAAGCUUUUAGAGCAUAAGCAUACUAAACGUUUAUGAAAAAACAAAAAGAACAAUAUUUAUACACAUCUAGAUACAUACAUAUAUGUGUAUGUGUAUGUGUAUGUGUAUAAUUUAUAUUAUAC